AGUUAAGAGAGCAGCCUUAGAAGCCUUUUCCUUUGUUUGUUGCAAGGCAAGGAAGGAAUAAAUUAUUUGUGGGUUAGUUCCUUGCAGCUUCUUCAAAUGUUCUUGCUAUAUAUUCACCUUUACGCAUUACCGCAAAGCAACCCGUGUUCUGCUGCAUGCCCUUUUCUUCUGUCAUCGACUCUGUUUUCUUACUUUACUAGUUUCUCUGUUUUUCAAGAACUCUCUGGAUUUGGUUCAUUUCUGUCAAGCUCAUAAAGAGAAGCUCUUGAUUUCAUCUUUCACAAGAGGGUUCUCUUCACAGGGAUACUAAAACAGAAAAAUGGGAGUUGGAGGUACUUUGGAGUAUUUAUCUGACUUGAUGAGCAGUAGUAGCCAUAAACACAAAAAGAAGAAGCAAUUACAGACUGUGGAGCUGAAGGUAGGGAUGGACUGUGAUGGCUGUGAGCUUAAGUUCAAGAAAGCCCUGUCUUCAUUAAGUGGAGUUAAAUCAGUGGACAUAAGCAGGAAACAGCAGAAGGUGACUGUAACCGGAAAUGUUGAAGCAAGCAAGGUGCUGAAGAAGGCUAAGUCAACAGGGAAAAGGGCAGAGUUUUGGCCAUAUGUUCCUUACAAUCUAGUGGCACAGCCUUACACUGCUCAAGCUUAUGACAAGAAGGCACCUCCUGGUUAUGUCAGGAAUGUAGAGAACACUGCCACCACUGCCACUGUGAUUAGAUAUGAGGACCCAUACAUGAUCACCAUGUUCAGUGAUGACAACCCCAACGCAUGUUCUAUUAUGUAGUUGAAGAAACAACCUAUAAACCACUGUAAAAUUCUAAUGGUCCUGACUCCUGAUGAACAUGGAUCAGCAAUAACCUGUAGUUUUGCAAUGACAAUGAGUGGUUUUUCUGGGCCUUGCAA
This is a messenger RNA of Alnus glutinosa, 900 nucleotides long. RefSeq names its product heavy metal-associated isoprenylated plant protein 23-like. NCBI's taxonomy places the organism in Eukaryota, Viridiplantae, Streptophyta, Magnoliopsida, Fagales, Betulaceae. Gene Ontology annotation, molecular function: metal ion binding. The record is from RefSeq and is a predicted model, not a curated record. Bases 320 to 781 code for a protein of 153 amino acids. The transcript has 3 exons.